Opisthorchis viverrini is the source of this 2858-nucleotide messenger RNA. RefSeq lists its product as hypothetical. Bases 131 to 2635 code for a protein of 834 amino acids. NCBI's taxonomy places the organism in Eukaryota, Metazoa, Platyhelminthes, Trematoda, Opisthorchiida, Opisthorchiidae. Gene Ontology annotation, cellular component: nucleus. Gene Ontology annotation, biological process: regulation of transcription by RNA polymerase II. The transcript is spliced from 6 exons. The record is from RefSeq and is a predicted model, not a curated record. Gene Ontology annotation, molecular function: sequence-specific DNA binding; DNA-binding transcription factor activity, RNA polymerase II-specific.
GCCCGUUUUGCUUUGCCCGUCGAAAAAUGGUAGAUGGGUGGCAUUUUUCCUCAUCCGUACAGUCACUGUCGAGUAAACUCCAAUACAAUAAUCGUGUUUAGCUUGUGUGCGACCGGAUUAUUUUUCGGAAAUGCUCUGUUACGCACCAGGCGCGACCGACACUACUGUUCAAAUUGAGGACUGCAUGGAAUCGACUGCUCAUCUGGGAUUUGCAGCCCGGAAUUGCUCCAUAGGGCUCCACGGUGCUUCAAGGGAUUCUCGCAGAUCAGCCCAUGAUACUGAUGUAUCUGGACAAUGUGAUCAGAAGCCAAGGCAUGGUGUACUACGUAAUGCGCAGAUUAAAAAGCGGAAUGUCAGCUUUUCUGGUGUGACGGUUUAUUCCUUUGCGAGGGAGCAAGGUUUCUCCUCGGUUCCAGACACGGGGUGGUGUUCCCUAGGAAUGGCACGGCAACACUUCUGUGUCUCCCGAUAUGAUGUUCAUCACCAUCAACUUCUUUUGCGCUUAAGACGGAAGCGAUUGCGAAUGCUUGCACAGAGGUCGCGCGCAAUGGGUGGUGGAACUUCUCUUUCUGCGCGUUUGCGUAAGAAUAAUCCACCUGCAUGUAAAAGUAACCGAUUCGAGGAGACUAGAUUGAAUCCGGGUGACUCAUGCAGGAUUCCUAAUUUUCCUUCUCCUCCACCGCUAUCGCCUCAGUUUUUCAACGAUCGCCCAACCACAUGUGAUGUCACGCCCUUGUCAGAUAGCCCCAGAUUCUCUGUUGCUCAAGCGACACCCCCGCCGCCUUGUCUUUCACCUCCAUCCCCUAGACGUGUUCUAGCCAACUUAGACGAAUCUUUGUUCAACUCCGCUUCUUUCGUUAAUGCAGAGGGUCUAGACACUGAUUCCGAGACGUCUCUAGAUCAGAUGCCUGCGGUAAACCGUUCCAAAGCUGUACAUAGCCCCAGAAGCCGCAGGAAACUACUCCCAAUCAAUGCGAACGCACGGAUUCGCCUGUUGCGCGAAUCAGGCGUCCUACGGUUGGACGAAUCUGAGCGUGAGGUUUGUUUGCAGAUGCGCGCCACCCGUUCUCGUGUCGGUUGCGAGUGUGGCCCGCGUUAUCCGUGCACCCCCGGUAGAUGUUCUUGUAUAGAAGAUGGUGUCCAGUGCCAAGUUGAUCGAGCCUCGUUCCCCUGUUCUUGUGUCGCCGAGCAAUGUCACAAUCCCAAUGGGCGGACCGAGUUUCCACAAGAACAAGUCAAAGCCCAUAUUCAACGAGUUCUCAAACAGGUCAACGAAGAAACCGAUGAAAAAACCACCCAGUCCCCUGUUUCGGAACUGCGCCCAUCAGGCGACGGUCCGUCUUCGUCAGUGCUUCCCAAGGAGGGUAGUCCCAUUGCUGCAGCGGCCAAGGCCAGUGUGCAUUCCGAUCACGUCCGAUUCGUCUCCCCUCUCCGAGUUUGUCAAAAGUCCGGCAGUCGGACACUGUGGAAAGGAAAGAAAAACAGAUCACCCGUAGUUGAUUCGGCUAAAACUACGGUCAUCGUUCCCACCUCUACCCCGGAAUAUUCCACUGAAUCUGUCGAGUAUUCCAUCAUUGACUCCCCAAAAUUUGUCAUGUCUUCGACCCCAGCAAAUUUAGGUUCAGCACCUACUGGACGUGUUUUAUUUCCAGACUCAGGGCUUGCAGCCCCAAUCGCCUGUGAUGAGGUAUCUCUUCCUGCCCCAUCCCCAUUCAUGGCAGGCCCACUUUCCUGCCAUGGUGUAUCGCUACCGUUGGAUUCGGACAUGAUCAUUCAGCCACCUAAAUCAACGGAAGAUCCGAAUUUUCGACUUACUCCGAUACAGCAUAUCAGCAGAAGGCGCAACUACGAAUCCAUAGGUUCUCCUCAGCCGGGACCGAACAAAGAAAAACUUGCAGCAAAAGGCGUUACGGAUCCAAGCAGUUUGCUGGAGGAAGAGUGUAUUCGGUUGACGACGGAUACUGUCGCUCUGGUACCCAAUAUCAUCAUGGAUACGGAGGUCGCUGAUCAGCUGUCUUUUGAAGCAGGUGUUCUAUUGAUGUCCGAAGGUGGGGAAAACGGUACUGGUAGGCAUCGUCGUGAGGAGCUUACCGAAUGUCACAGUAGUCCGACGUCACCUGUCAAACUGGUCGAAUGCGCUCUUUCGCCCGAUCAGUGCAAACUGACAACGAAAAGGGUGGGAUCUCCAUCCCUUUCAGAGUUAGGUUAUACUAAUCGCCGUCCUAAAGCUCCCUUUGUUUCCAAAUCAGCUCCUUCGAGCCCCACUCAACUAACACCGGCAUCGCUUAGUCGAUUGUCGCUCCGACGACGUGCCAUACCCCGACUACCAGUCACACCUUACAGACGUACACCUCAUUCUACCCGUACACCAAACGCCUACACUGCCGCGAAAAAACAAGUAUUCCUGAGUGUUACUUCCUCCGCUUUCAAGCAAAGACUGUUUGACGACUCUGCACACAACGACGGUUCCACUCCAGUACCUCUAUCUCCUCUUGUCCGUGUUGGUCGACCGCGAUCUCACGUGGUCAGCAGUUCUGCUCCUAGCCAGUCACCAACCCGAGCGGUUGUAGCGACUAUCAAAGAUGCUGUUACGACUGGUAUCACGCAAGGCACUAGCCGUUCUACCUCAAGUUGACUACUGACUCUUUGUGUUACGUGACAACGCUUAUUGCUCAGAUUAUCAGUAGUGUUUGGCGGUUAUUAUGUUUGUCACGGCUAUCCGAAUCGGAUCGAACCCCCCGUUUUGGUGCGAUUUUUCAAAUGCAUUUGAUCUUUGCUUGCGCACGUUCCCAGUCAGUUACCCACUGUAUACUAUCCUUCAAUUAUUCUGAAGCAGCAUUUAUUUUUUUGGAGGACGG